Messenger RNA from Ipomoea nil (Japanese morning glory), 1920 nucleotides. RefSeq lists its product as uncharacterized. Gene Ontology annotation, molecular function: protein binding. The record is from RefSeq and is a predicted model, not a curated record. Bases 17 to 1813 code for a protein of 598 amino acids. NCBI's taxonomy places the organism in Eukaryota, Viridiplantae, Streptophyta, Magnoliopsida, Solanales, Convolvulaceae. The transcript has 6 exons.
AAUUUGCAGAUACUAAAUGGCAUCUUCUUCCCAAGCACUUCCUCAUCAAAAUCCAGAUUUCAGCAGCUACCGGCCACUAUACAGAUCUAUGUUGGCAAAAGAUUGGGAGGAAGCUCUAAGAUUCUUCAACCAAUACCCUCUAGCAAUUCGAACUCCACUUAACCAGUACUUAGAGACUGCAUUGCAUGUUGCUGCUAAAGCAGGUAAUGCCUUCUUUAUGGAAAAGCUUGUAGCGUUAUUAUGGGACCAUGAACUUGGCCCCAGAGACGUCCAUGGGCUUACCCCACUUCACAUCGCUGCCCGGCAAGGAAACAUUGAGGUGGCUCGAAUCCUUGUUCGCAGGAAUUCUAAUCUCCUCUAUCUUUACGACAACAAAGGCUUCUUCCCCAUCCAUUAUGCGGUUACGAGUUCUCGCGGAAGCAAGGACGUCUUUCUGUAUUUCUUUGGUGUGACUAGGGAUGAUGCAUACCCCCUGCCUAAUCCAUACGCAGGCCCAACUGGUGUCUCUAUUGUUGUUUACUUAAUCGGACAAAAAUUCUAUGAUUUGGCUCUGCAGUUGGUUGAAAAGUACCCUUAUUUGGCCUGUUAUAAAGCGAUAGAUAACAAUAUGUCAGCUCUGGAUGCCCUAGUCCGUAUUCACCGUUCUAUUAUUAACAAACACAGUCUAAAUUUUUGGCAAAGUCUCAUAUACCAUUAUGUUUCUAAGGCCGAGUCAACCACAUCUACACCAAUUUUCUACCUCAUCACCUCACUACUACAAUGUCUGGUAAGGGAGAGCAUAGUAAACAAAAUGGUGCUGCACCACCAAUCUGUGAAGCUUCUUAAAUGGUUGUGCGAUCAACUCAAAACCAUAAAUGAUACACAAGUGAUGUCACUGACAAAACAAACAAUCUUUGAUGCAACGAUUUUAGACAUUUGGCAAGUCAUCCUAAACAUUGCGGAAGCAUAUCCUAUGUCGAUUUAUUUCUGGGACUCCAAGAAGCAGAAUAUACUUCACGUUGCAGUAAUGAACCGUAGCGAAAAUGUUUUUAACCUUGUUUGUGGAACCAAUGUGCUUAGGACUAAUUUACCGCAGUAUGAAGACAUAAUUUGUAAUAGUGUUUUGCAUUUGGCUGGGAAAUUGGCACCUCCGCACAAACUAAAUCUUGUUUCUGGUGCAGCUCUUCAAAUGCAACGAGAGCUGCAAUGGUUUAAGGAAGUGAAAAAAAUCACACCAUCAUAUUUCUGGUCAUAUAAGAAUAAAUAUGGCAAAACACCGAGUAUGGUCUUUACGGAGGAGCAUAGGGAGUUAAAAGAGGCAGGGGAGAAAUGGAUUAAAGACACAGCGAAUUCAUGCACAAUUUCAGCAGCCCUCAUUGUUACUGUUGUCUUUGCAGCAGCCAUUACAGUUCCUGGUGGCAACAGUGGUGAAAAUGGCCUCCCAAUCUUCUCCGACCACAAUGCUUUCACAGUAUUUGCCAUCUCAAAUGCUGCAUCUCUCUUCACAUCAGCUACUUCCUUGCUCGUCUUCUUGUCCAUUCUAACUUCGCGAUAUGCAGAAGAAGACUUCCUAUUUACUCUUCCCAACAGAAUAAUCAUAGGCCUCUUCACCUUGUUUUUGUCCAUAAUAUUUAUGAUGAUUGCCUUCUCCGCCACAGUGUAUCUCGUAUUUGGGCAUAACAGAAGGGGAGUUCUUAUUACAGUGGCUGUAUUUGCAUGUUUGCCGGUCACUUCAUUUGUGCAUCUUCAAUUCCCUUUGCUUGUAGCUUUGGUGUCAUCUACGUAUGGACGGGGCAUUUUCUAUCAGCGUGGCUUUCCCCAGCUCCCAUAUUGACUCGCAUGCCACUCAUAAUUUAUUGGUUGAUGAUAGCCAAACUCUAGACAUUGUAAUGCUUUGAUCAUUUUAAUUUGUGGUUCUAUGUAAGUUUCAGCCAAAUUACA